UUGUUUGAAGUUUUAAAAAUAUUUUUUUGAUAAUUUAAAAUUUAAAAGUAAACAAAGUGGUUGCUACAAAAUUAUUGUACAGAAGGAUUAAUAUAUAAAUAAAGUAAAAUUCGAUGGCGUACGACGAAUCUGCCACUACCAUGAAAAGACAAAAUGUACGAACUUUAUCAUUAGUAGUGUGUACAUUUACAUAUUUAUUAAUUGGAGCUGCUGUUUUUGAUGCACUUGAAUCUGAUACUGAACGUAGACGCUGGGAAUUUCUAUCAGAAAUAAGACGUAAUAUGAUGAGGAAAUAUAAUAUAUCUCAGGAGGAUUAUCGUAUGGUUGAAAUUGUUAUUAUUGAAAAUAAACCACAUAAAGCCGGUCCUCAAUGGAAAUUUGCUGGUGCAUUUUAUUUUGCAACUCUAGUUCUUGCUAUGAUUGGAUAUGGUCAUUCGACUCCAGUAACUGUUUGGGGAAAAGCAUUUUGUAUGGCUUAUGCUAUGGUGGGAAUUCCUUUGGGCUUAGUAAUGUUUCAAAGUAUUGGUGAACGUUUGAAUAAAUUUGCCUCAGUUCUUAUAAGAAAAAUAAAAACAUAUUUGAAGUUUAGUAAAACGGAAGCUACGGAAAUGAAUUUAAUGUUUGUUACUGGAAUGUUGUCAUGUAUAAUUAUAACAACAGGUGCUGCUGUUUUUUCUCGAUAUGAAGGCUGGAGUUAUUUUGAUAGCUUCUAUUACUGCUUUGUUACCUUGACUACUAUCGGAUUUGGUGAUUAUGUUGCGCUGCAGAAUGAUCAAGCGUUAUUAACAAAACCAGGAUAUGUCACUUUAAGUUUGAUCUUUAUUUUAUUUGGAUUAGCAGUUGUAGCUGCCAGUAUUAAUUUGCUUGUUUUGCGUUUUAUGACAAUGAACGCAGAAGACGUUCGUCGAGAUGACAGUGAACUACAAGCAGCAUCACAUCAUGUAUUAACACUAGACGGUGAAGUUGUAGCAGUUAAUGGAAAAAUUUUGGCUGGCCAUGUUCCAAUGUUACAUGACACCGAUGAUUGUGUGAGUGUUUGUUCGUGUACUUGCCUUGGUACAACAAAUACUGACCUUUUUGACUCAUCGGGUUACCAAGGCUAUCGACCACCCUCAAGUACUGCAAGUCUUCGCAUUAAACGGGCAUCUGUUUGAUGGAAAAAGUUUCGUCGUCGUAGUCUACUUCGUCGAUUAACGGAAGUUGAUAAUGAUCGUAAAGAACUUGUUGAUAUUUAUGGAUAAAAAUAAUUGUUCAGUGUAAAAGUGCGUGUAUAAAUAUUCAUGAAAAACUUUUUAUUUUAAUUAUUUUUAUUUUAUAUUAUAAAAAGUGUAAGUGUACUUAACGUCAUGAUGCUUUUUAAUAAAAGAGUGAUAAUAACGACAUAUUAGCUCUAAUUGAUUUAUCGAUCAAAAAUUUUUUGAUUCAUUGUUAGUAUCGAUCGAGACUUGACUUAUUAUAAAACAGGUCAAUAGUAAUUUACAAUGGCUGAUAAAAUAAAAAAUAAUUUAUCAUCAUCAUCUAUUUUUUUGGAUAAAUUUAAUACUGGAUUACUUAAUUAUCGUUGUGUAUUUAAAUCUGGAUUUAAUCAUAAUCGAAAUGAUGUUCAUACUGAUCUUCUUAAAAUUGUCAGUCAGAUUGAUUCCAUAAAUGAAGUAAACAAUAAUUUAGAAGCUGAUAAUUGUACAGAAAAAAUAGAAGUACCGUAUCUUCAAUCAAUAAAAAAAGAUGGAAUUAAAAAAAUAGUAACAGCGGAAGAAUUACUGGCUAUGAAGUUGAUGGUAGAAAAUAAUGAAAAUUUGCCAUAUCAAUAUGAACUCGUUGGUACAGAUUUGCAUGAAAGAAUAAUUCCAAAUCCUCAAUUAAAGGGAUAUUUAUUAAUUAAAAAUCCUAAGAAGCAUGUAGUUAAUAUUAAUCACAGAUUUCCACCAGCUUACUCUACUUAUUACUUUUCUACUACAGAAGAAGAAAAUAAUAGGGGAAAUUAAUAAUGUCGCAGACUAAUCUAUUAAUUUAUUAAUUUAUGACAGAAAAAUAGUAAAUAAUUUAUAAUUAAUUUUAUUAAUAACUGCACGUAUUUUUUUCUUUAAUUAAUUAUAUAAAAUGUAUUAAAAUGACACAUUUCGUCUUAAUAUUUAAUUAUUCAAUUAAAAAAUAAACACUAAUUAGAACGAU
Molecule: messenger RNA, 2172 nt
Organism: Microplitis demolitor
Lineage: Eukaryota; Metazoa; Arthropoda; Insecta; Hymenoptera; Braconidae
Gene: Task7
Product: two pore potassium channel protein sup-9
Exons: 8
Coding region: 114-1154 (346 amino acids)
Biological process (GO): stabilization of membrane potential; potassium ion transmembrane transport
Cellular component (GO): membrane
Molecular function (GO): potassium ion leak channel activity
Source: RefSeq, a predicted model, not a curated record